This is a messenger RNA of Arvicola amphibius (Eurasian water vole), 1847 nucleotides long. It is a transcript of the gene Lrrc74b, whose product is annotated as leucine rich repeat containing 74B. The record is from RefSeq and is a predicted model, not a curated record. The coding region runs from base 73 to 1269 and encodes 398 amino acids. The transcript has 9 exons. Lineage: Eukaryota; Metazoa; Chordata; Mammalia; Rodentia; Cricetidae. Gene Ontology annotation, molecular function: protein binding.
CCCGGGAAGAGUUCCAGCUAGUGAGCUGUUCACUCUCAAUCUCUGCGCCCCGACUGGGAAUUGAGCGUAAACAUGAAGGGUUCCUACAAGGAGUCUACGAAGAAUGAAGAUCAAGAAAGAGAAGCAGCGGCCACUGCGAAUCAGGCAGAGGCCCUAGAGGCCAAGAAUUUCUGCACCGCAGAUUCACACUUUGCUCUGGAAGCAGAAGGCACCCACGGGCUUGGAGAACAGGUCAUGUCUACCCUCUAUCUGGAGUCUUGCCAGGCCCAUAGUGUUGUGCCAGCUUCUCGUCUUCUGCGCCAAGGGAGUGCCUCUGAACUGAGCCUUCGGCACCGUGGCUUGGGUCCCCAGGGUGUCUGGUCUCUGGCUUCUACGUUGACUUCUAAUCUCCACAUCAAGCGCCUGGAUCUUCGGGAUAAUGGGCUCUGCGGGGCUGGGGCAGAGGCUCUGGCCGAUGUCCUGUGUAAGAACAGCGUUAUCUCUGAUGUGGACCUGUCCGAGAACCGGAUUGGAGCUGCAGGGCUCCAGGCUCUCUGUGCUGCCCUGGCCUUAAACCCUGCUGUGCAGAAGAUGCGACUGGGAGGUAACGGGCUGGAGGAAAAGGCCGCCCAGCACCUCGCUUCUCUUCUGCUGCUCCACACGGGCCUGAGAUCCCUAGAUCUCAGCUAUAAUCAGCUCGACGAUCGGGCAGGAGAGAUACUUGGACCUGCCUUAGCAGAGAACACAGGACUCACAGAGCUUAACCUCAGUUGGAAUCACCUUCGAGGCCCGGGAGCCCUUGCAUUUGCCAAGGGCCUGGAGGCAAAUAUAUUCUUGAAAGUCCUAGAUAUCUCUCACAAUGGCUUUGGAGACUCUGGAGCCUCUGCAAUAGGUGAGGCCCUCAAGGCCAACAACGUGUUGGAAGAACUGAACAUGAGAAACAACCGAAUCUCCAUGACAGGGGCCCUGAGGUUGGGACUGGGACUGCAAGUCAACCAGACACUGAGGAUUCUUAUUAUUUCCAAGAAUCCCAUUCGAAGUGAAGGAUAUGUCAGUCUCCUUAAGUCCAUACGGAACAACAGAUCGUCUGCCCUGGAACUACUGGACCUCUCUGAUAUCCAAGUGAACAGAGAGUGUGAUGACCUCACUAACUCAGUGAACAGAAUUCUUCCAAGACUUUGUAUAAAGAAUAACAUAUCCAGAAGAAAAGACUGGCCAUCAACCUCCACACCUUCCCAGCCAGCAUCUGCCCCAAGUGCCUCUGGUCGCAUCUCUAGCAUGCCACUGUAAUGUCCACACUGCUGCCCACUCGAUAUACCAUGUACUUUAUGGCAUCUGCCAUAAUCUGGGCUUCAUUUGCUAUGGCUCCUUCAUUCAACCAAAAAAACCUCCCAUGAAUAAUGUGGAUGUAAGGACAAUGACGUCACUGUCACCCAGGUGUUCCUGUUCUGGUGACCCUGUCAGACGAAAUACUCCUUAUAUUUCUCUCCUUAAGAUGCCAAUGGAAUUCCCAAACUCUCGAGAGGGCAAACAGUCACAACCACUGGAAGGCAAGUUUCCAUUGCAUUCCAGACUAUCAAAUUACCAUGUGCUUCAGGUUAGUCCACUGACUAAUCUGCUCUACAGACAUAGCCAGAGCUGACCGCCCAGGUGUGUAACUCAGCAGAGUGUGUGCCUAGCAUACAGAAAACCCUGGGUUUGAUUCAAGAAGCAAAGUUAGGCAUGCCUAUGAUUUGAGCACUUCAGAAGUAUAGGCAGGAGAAACAGAAAUUCAAGGCCAUCCUCCAUAAUAUAGUUGAGUUUGAGGCCAGCCUGGCCUACAUAAGACCCUGUCUCAAAAAAGAAAAAUAAAAAAGAUGUUUAUAGAA